Molecule: messenger RNA, 1452 nt
Organism: Penicillium longicatenatum
Lineage: Eukaryota; Fungi; Ascomycota; Eurotiomycetes; Eurotiales; Aspergillaceae
Gene: gatA
Product: 4-aminobutyrate transaminase gatA
Exons: 3
Coding region: 1-1452 (483 amino acids)
Biological process (GO): GABA catabolic process
Cellular component (GO): mitochondrion
Molecular function (GO): pyridoxal phosphate binding
Source: RefSeq, a predicted model, not a curated record
AUGGCCUCCGCUCUCCGAUACAGCGCUAAGAUGCGCAUGGCAGCUCGUGUCCCUGCUGCUCGUGCUCUCUCGACCAGUGCCCGUCUCAGUGCGGCCGAGAAGCCCUUUUUCCCCAACGAGCCCUCUGCCCCCGUUGUCUCGACCGCCAUCCCUGGUCCCAAGAACAAGGCCGCCACCGCUGAGCUUGAUCAGGUGUUUGAUGUUCGCAGCAUCAACAUGCUGACUGACUUCAACAAGUCCAUUGGUAACUACAUUGUCGACCUUGAUGGCAACAAGCUGCUCGAUGUCUACGCUCAGAUCGCUUCCAUCCCCAUUGGAUACAACAACCCCCACCUCGCCGAGCUCUGGGUAACUUCCCCCCCCUCUGAUUGGGCUCACAUCCUGAAGACCGGUGCCCUCCGGGCUGCCCCCAAGGGCCUGAACCAGGUCUUCACUGCCAUGGCUGGUUCCGAUGCCAACGAGACCGCUUACAAGGCCGCUUUCAUGUACUACCGCCAGCUCCAGCGUGGUGGUCCCGAAGUUGAGUUCACCGAGGAGGAGCUCAUGUCCACCAUGAACAACGAGGGCCCCGGUUCUCCCCAGCUUUCCAUCUUGUCCUUCAAGCAUGCCUUCCACGGGCGUCUUUUCGGCUCCUUGUCCACAACCCGCAGCAAGGCCAUUCACAAGAUGGAUAUCCCUGCCUUCGACUGGCCCCAGGCUACCUUCCCCAUGCUGAAGUACCCUCUGGAGGACCACGUCCAGGAGAACGCCCAAGAGGAGCAGCGCUGCCUCCAGGAGGUUGAGCGCCUGAUCAAGGAGUACCACAACCCCGUUGCUGCCGUCAUGGUCGAGCCCAUCCAGUCCGAGGGUGGUGACAACCACGCCUCGCCUGCUUUCUUCCAAGGUCUGCGUGACAUCACCAAGCGCACUAACGUCCUCUUCAUUGUCGACGAGGUGCAGACUGGUGUUGGUGCCACCGGUAAGUUCUGGGCUCACGACCACUGGAACCUGGACACUCCUCCCGACAUGGUCACCUUCUCCAAGAAGGCCCAGACUGCUGGUUACUACUUCGGCAACCCUGCCCUGCGCCCCAACAAGCCUUACCGCCAGUUCAACACCUGGAUGGGUGACCCAGCCCGUGCCCUGAUCUUCCGCGGUAUCAUUGAUGAGGUUGAGCGUCUCGGCCUGGUCGAGAACACCCGCAUCACCGGUGACUACCUGUACGCUGGUCUUGAGCGCCUUGCCCAGAAGUACCCUGAGCACUUCCAGAACCUCCGUGGUAAGGGCCAGGGUACCUUCAUUGCCUGGGAUACCCCCAAGCGUGACCAGUUCUUGGUCAAGGCCAAGUCUGUUGGUGUCAACAUUGGUGGCAGCGGUGCUAACGCCGUUCGCCUGCGUCCCAUGUUGGUCUUCCAGCAGCACCACGCUGACAUCCUCCUGGAGAGCCUUGAGAAGAUCAUCAAGCUCCUCUAA